Messenger RNA from Oncorhynchus kisutch (coho salmon), 664 nucleotides. RefSeq names its product phosducin-like. NCBI's taxonomy places the organism in Eukaryota, Metazoa, Chordata, Actinopteri, Salmoniformes, Salmonidae. Gene Ontology annotation, cellular component: photoreceptor outer segment. The transcript is spliced from 3 exons. The record is from RefSeq and is a predicted model, not a curated record. The coding region runs from base 4 to 648 and encodes 214 amino acids. Gene Ontology annotation, biological process: regulation of G protein-coupled receptor signaling pathway.
AUUAUGUCAAGCCCAGAUGAAGAUGAGGUGCCAGCAAUCCAAACAGGCCCCAAGGGUGUGAUCAAUGACUGGAGGAAGUUCAAGUGUGAGGACCAGGACACCCCUCCCAGCAAGAAGGAGCUCCUCAGACAGAUGUCCAACCCCCAGAGCGAUGACAUCCCAGACAGACUCAACCGCAAGAUGAGUGUCCAGGAGUAUGAAAUGAUCGCAGAGGAGGAUGAGAAGUGCCUGCGCAAGAAUCGACAGCAGUGCAUGAAGGAGAUGCACAAGCGUCUCAGCUUUGGCCCUAAGUUCGACAGUGUGGUGGAGUUGGACAGCGCCGAGGCCUUCCUGGAGGUCAUUGAGAAGGCGCACCGGCUCACCCUGGUGAUCGUACUAAUCUACGAGGACGGGGUCAAAGGUUGCGAGGCACUCAAUUCCUGCCUGGACUGCCUGGCCACAGAGUACACCAGCAUCAAGUUCUGCCACAUCCAGGCGGCUGCAACAGGUGCCGGCGAGCGCUUCUCAGACAACGUGCUGCCCACCAUUCUGGUGUACAAGGCAGGCAAGCUGCUAGGCAACUUCCUGUCCAUGACACAGCACCUCAGUGAGGAGUUCUUCGCUACCGAUAUCGAGGCGUUCCUCCGCGAGUAUGGCCUGCUGUCCUGAUGAGGAGGAUGGAGGU